CUCACAACAAAACGGGUCCCACCCCGGCCACCGUUCACCCGUCGUCUUCACUCCCAACAACCAGAAUCCACUCUCUCGUUGACCAUGUAUCCCCAUUUUCCCAAGCCCACGAAACCCAGAAUCGCUGAGAGAUGGGCAGCCGCCGUCGCUGCAGCAGCAGCAGCCUUGAUUUAGCACUUCUCUCUUUUGGGUUGCUGCUUUCCAUCUCCGCCGGCGCCGGAGCUUCAUCAUCAUGCCCAAUGGACUUCAACUAUGUAUCGAGAAUCCCAUGGAACAGAUCCUCUUGUCAGAACUACAAUCUCCCUGCACCCAGUCCCAACAACGCCACUUCUCGAUCCGACAUAGUCAGCAGCGACCCUUGCUGCCGGACUCUGCUUUCCCUGUUCGGUAUAUCUCUGUCGCUCCAUCUGAAAGAAACUUCCGUUUUCCAUCUUUCCGACUUGCCCACUUCCGUCGCUUGCCUCCGCGACUACCAAGCCAAGCUUAAUUCGCUGGGUCUCUCCAACAGCGGCGAUCUCGUCUCCUACUGCUUCAACCCUACGGAUUUCGUGAUGUCGCCCAACGUUUGUGCUCGGAUUCAGUCGACCCAGGAUUGGGUUGCUGCGGUUGGUCCGUCGACGCCGCUCGACGCGGCUUGUAGAGGCGACCUCACGGAUCUGACCGCUUGUGAUUCGUGUGUGGCGGCUGGGUUCAGGGUUCAGUCCUCGUUGGUGUCGAUUGAUGGGGAUAAGUCUCACGCCACGAGUUGCUUCUACUUCGCGAUUCUGUACGCUGCUGGGGUUGUCAACAGAUUCGGGCCGGAGAGUUAUGGUGCUGUCUCGUGCAUAUUUGGGUUGGAUUUGGUUUCCAAACUGGGUUCUUCAGCUCGUAAAUCUCGGUUCCCUCUUGUGAUUGGGUUGACUAGCACUGCUGCUGCUGUGAUUGUAAUGUCUGGUUUGGUAGGGUUCUGGUUUUUGAAUAGGAAGAGGAGGGGAAGAAUGGAGGAGGGGUCUGGUAAUGGUUCUGAUGUGGAGGGACGGCGAGCUAGGCCGAGAUUGAGGCCGAAUACUGGAUCAAUCUGGUUCAAAAUUCGUGAUCUUGAGAGGGCAACCAAUGGCUUUUCGCAGAAGAACUUUAUUGGCAGGGGAGGGUUUGGAAUUGUGUACAAAGGGGUUUUGUCUGAUGGGACAACGGUGGCUGUUAAGAGGGUUUUGGAGUCUGACUUUCAAGGCGAUGCAGAGUUUCGGAAUGAGAUUGAGAUUAUCAGCAAUCUCAAGCACCGGAAUCUGGUGCCGCUUAGAGGUUGUUGUGGGAUUGAUGGAGGAGAGGAUCAUGACACAGGAGAGAGUCAGAGGUUGCUUGUUUAUGAUUACAUGCCGAAUGGCAAUCUUGAAGAUCAUUUGUUUCCUGCAGCAGGGAAGGAGCCAUUGAGUUGGCCUCAGAGGAAGAAUAUCAUUUUAGAUGUGGCUAAAGGGUUAGCUUACUUGCAUUAUGGAGUGAAGCCUGCCAUUUUCCAUAGGGACAUUAAAGGGACUAAUAUACUGUUAGAUGGCGACAUGAGAGCUAGAGUGGCUGAUUUUGGUUUGGCCAAGCAGAGUCAGGAAGGGGUGUCUCAUCUUACUACUAGAGUGGCUGGAACUCACGGCUACUUAGCUCCGGAAUAUGCCCUGUACGGGCAGUUAACCGAGAAGAGCGAUGUCUAUAGUUUCGGAGUGGUUGUACUGGAAAUCAUGUGUGGAAGAAAAGCACUGGAUAUGUCUUCUUCAGGUUCUGCACAUGGGUUUCUGAUCACUGACUGGGCUUGGGCACUAGUCAAAGCUGGGAACCUAGAGCAAGCUCUGGAUCCUUCCUUGUUGAGGGGCGGUGGUGGUGAGGAUUCUUCGACUUCGAAUCCAAAGGCGAUAAUGGAGAGAUUUGUGCUGGUAGGGAUUUUGUGUGCUCAUGUUAUGGUUGCUUUAAGGCCUAGUAUCUCAGAUGCAUUGAAGAUGUUGGAAGGGGAUAUUGAAGUUCCACCGGUUCCUGAUCGGCCAUUGCCUCUCUCGCACCCUUCCUUCUCCACGAACAGCCACGCUUUCAGCAUCUCUCCCGCGUUGAGUGGCCCGCAAUUAUACAGCAACGACAUGCUGAGGUAAAUGUUUAACUAUCGUGAACCCAGAAGCCGGUUUCAACAUAGGUCCUCAACUUGGAAGUUGGAACCAAUGAGUUGAGUUGUAAACAUGCCUAUGCAUGUUUUGAGUACACCUCCAAGUAAGAGGCUGGUGGGUUCAAGCCUGCUAAUUGAGUACAGAAUCGAGUGCAGAAUCAGGUCAUAGCUCUUUACAUGCCAUGAACGCGGCAGACGUCUAUUUAUGGCACUAACUUCAUUUUGGAUGCUUACAGGAGCAAGAAUGUCUAGUUUGCACUCUAAAGAUUGGUGGUCAAGUGCCUUUUUAGAAUGAUUAGUUUAGUUACUGUCACUUGAUGCAGUGCUUAGGAGUAUAGUUAAUAGUGUCUUGCUGUUUCACCUGGAUCCUUUCGGUAUUCAGAUGUAAAUAUAUGCAGUAGUACAAGUUAUCACUGUAAGCUCUUUACAGAAAAUACGUCAAAUAACUUGCCCUUGCCUAUUAUAAGCUCCUCUUUGUAUUCUCUCUGUACUCUCUUCCAACACCAACAGCCAAGGAACAAAGAACCAGUGAGUGGGUGAAAAAAAUAAAAAAAUGCAAGAAAAAAUACAACGAUAAACGGAUAUUUCCUCU
Molecule: messenger RNA, 2714 nt
Organism: Linum trigynum
Lineage: Eukaryota; Viridiplantae; Streptophyta; Magnoliopsida; Malpighiales; Linaceae
Source: the annotation of a GenBank genome assembly